AUGUGCGCCUGUGCCAGAAACUGUGCUUGUAAGGAACCUCAUGUUCUUGAAACAUGGAUACUCUUCGCCGAGGGCCCAGGGCCAAUCGGGAGCCUCAACGACAACAGCCUUGAGGCUCCUUACCAGUCCUCCCUCAUCGUGAAAGUCCAACUUUCGGCAGCACUUCUAUCCAUCUUGGCCUUCCAAUCAACAGCAAAGCUUGGACUAAUGUUUCGCUGCUCUCCAGAGAUCACAUGGGAUUCUCAUCGCUCUCUCGUUACUGAUUCCAACUUUUCUGAGCAGUUUGUAGCAGGGAAAUGUCAUGCAGUCGAAUACGGCUCACCGAAACUUGGAUCAGAUGCUCCGCAGGAGUUAUCUGCUUCACUGGGGUCUUACCAUUCUCACUCCAGCCAACAAGUGGACCCCCAUGAACUUCACAUUAUAAUUGACGAUCCUGAAGAGACGCACGACGGGAAACCUCACGACGCGCACGAGACUCCGAGUGCUAUUGCAGAGAGUCAGAGUCGGCCUCCCGAGUCUACAACCGUAACAACAUUGGCUCCGGGUCCCCCCGAAGUCAAACGAUUUUCGAGACAAGCGACAAGACAAAAUUCAGAGCGAACCGGCGGCGACCGCGCAGUAGCCGAAAGCUCGGAGUGCACGGAAUGUCUCAAGUCGUAUCUCCUAUCGGAGUGUGGACUUAAGAUCAUCUCCGUUUCUGUGGCGAGAUAUUUUAUCAAGUUCUUCAAGAUCAUUACCAGAUGA
Messenger RNA from Puccinia graminis f. sp. tritici CRL 75-36-700-3, 744 nucleotides. RefSeq lists its product as uncharacterized. Bases 1 to 744 code for a protein of 247 amino acids. The transcript has 4 exons. The record is from RefSeq and is a predicted model, not a curated record. NCBI's taxonomy places the organism in Eukaryota, Fungi, Basidiomycota, Pucciniomycetes, Pucciniales, Pucciniaceae.